Messenger RNA from Phytophthora nicotianae INRA-310, 246 nucleotides. RefSeq lists its product as hypothetical. The transcript has a single exon. The record is from RefSeq and is a predicted model, not a curated record. NCBI's taxonomy places the organism in Eukaryota, Oomycota, Peronosporomycetes, Peronosporales, Peronosporaceae. Bases 1 to 246 code for a protein of 81 amino acids.
AUGUUUGAAGCUGCUGCAGAGAGACAAAUGACGGUAUCCGACGACGACGAGGCCGGAAGCGUCGAGGAAGUAGACGAGGUAGAGCCCCGCUCGCGAUUCAACGCCACUGCUGACAAAGCUCUGUUGGUCGAGGUGCUAUCGAUCCCUCCGUUUACAGUUGAGCGUAAGAUGGUGACAGCCAUGUGGAAAGGGGUUUCAAAGCGGCUUAACCAGAGUUUGUCAACCAAUUUCAGCUUUCGAUCUUGA